GUUCAAAAGUUCUCGAACUACGACCAAGGGGUUUCCAGCAUCAAGGAUUACUUACUAGUCUGAAUGGAAUCUGUGAAAUUCAAGAACGACUGGAAGAAAUUCACAGAACAUCCACGUCACACUUUCGGCAUCCACUUCACACUUUGGGCAAUGGCGAUCGAGACUGUUGAUUUUGAGCAAUGUCUCCACACUCCAGCUGAUUUGCUACAUUUCUUCCCCGUUCGGGAGACAAACCACGAGCGAGCUCUGAUGAGAGAUUACAAGUUGGCCCAGAACGUUAACAACGCCUACGGCAAUUUUAUUGAGCUCGAUAAGAACAGCUUCUUUCGAACCCAAAGUUCAAAAGUUCUCGAACUACGACCAAGGGGUUUCCAGCAUCAAGGAUUACUGACUAGUCUGAGUGGAAUUAUCCAACUCUUCCUCAGAGUCCAACGUGGGCCAUAUGUCCUUCUGUUGGCGAUCUCCUAUCGGCUCAACAUGAUGGAAAAGCUUAUGGAACACGUACGUCGCCGUCGUCCGACGCAGGAAGUUGCCUACCACGCCCUCUACUGUUACUAUGUGAUGGGACAUUCCAAGGCGGAAGUUGCGGCGGCUUACGGGAAAAGCAUCACCACGAUCAAGAACUGGAUUGUGAAAUACGAGAACAAUGGUGGAAUGAGUGCCGCUGAAAAGCGACGAACGUUCCGUUGUUUCAAGGAGGAGGAGAGAUGCUGGAUUGUCGACUUGUACAAAAAGGAACCUGUCCUUUUCCUCGACGAGGCCAAGUGUAGAUUUGAGCAGCGUUUCGGAAAAUCCAUCAGCCUGUCAACGAUUUCACGCAUUCUCCACGAAGCAGGUUAUACCUGGAAGGUGCUGGAGAGGAGGGCGAUUCAGGUCAAGGUGAAGGAGAUUGCCUUCUACCACGAUGAAAUGUCGGCCUUCCAUUGGGACUUACAUAUGCUAUGCUUUAGUGACGAAAUCUCGGUGGAUAAUCGGGGCGUCUUGCGCACGAAGGGUUACGGGCCGAUCGGCAAGAAAAUCGUUUACCGCGGUGAGUUUACCCGGCAAGCUCGUGUUUCUCUGCUUGCGUUCUUGGGUGAGGAAGGAAUAGUAGAUACAUUCUACACCGAGGAUACGUUCGACCGCACGAAAUUUUUCUUCUUCUGCAAAAAGCUUGCACUAAGUGACAAGGUCGAACCUUACCCGGGCAGAAAUAGUGUUUGGAUCAUGGACGGGGCGCGUAUCCACCUGGAUGCAAACCUGGUUAAUUACCUGCGUCACCUUGGGCUAAAGGUAGUAUUUCUGCCCGGCUAUGCGCCUUUCUAUUCACCGAUCGAAUUUGUGUUUGGGUUCGUGAAGAAAAUGUUGAUCAGAGUGCAUCAGGAAAACGUCAAGUCCAUCCUCACCGAAGUCGCCACAGUCCUGCAAAAGUUCUCGAACUACAACUGCACGGCGCUUUUCGCAAAGUGCGGAUAUCUUUGCGGUGGCAUUUUUGAUCCAGCUCGAGGUCUUGGCAAAAUUACGCCAGCGUGAUAUUUUCUUUUUUUUGUUUGAUUUUUUUUCAAUACAACACAAACACAGUUAUUGUUUACAGUACACAUCACCACACUUACAACUCAUCAACACACUUAAAACACAUCAUAAAUACAAACAUGUAAAUAUGGUAUUACAUUUAUAAGACUGAACUGCAUUAAAAUACUAUGUCAAAAACGAAA
Molecule: messenger RNA, 1694 nt
Organism: Culex pipiens pallens (northern house mosquito)
Lineage: Eukaryota; Metazoa; Arthropoda; Insecta; Diptera; Culicidae
Exons: 2
Coding region: 64-1512 (482 amino acids)
Molecular function (GO): nucleic acid binding
Source: RefSeq, a predicted model, not a curated record